Verticillium alfalfae VaMs.102 is the source of this 871-nucleotide messenger RNA. RefSeq lists its product as hypothetical. NCBI's taxonomy places the organism in Eukaryota, Fungi, Ascomycota, Sordariomycetes, Glomerellales, Plectosphaerellaceae. Bases 1 to 816 code for a protein of 271 amino acids. The transcript has a single exon. The record is from RefSeq and is a predicted model, not a curated record.
AUGGGCAAAUACGCCAGUCUCUGGGCCACGAAAGAGCCAUGCAAACAGAACGAGACUUCUUGUCCCCGCUAUGCCGACCGUUCAACGAGCACAGAGCCCAAGGCUGUCCUUGAAUGCAUCGUCACAACCUCCCCCAUCAAGACGCCUCAACGCCAUCGCCGCGAGGGCUCCAAGCUGAACCCGGACGCUCCCGAGUUUACGCCCGGCGCCCUGGCUGCGGCCAGGAGCAACCCCAGCCCCUUCAUCAACAGGGUCGAAACGCCCACUCCCGCUCAGCGGUCCACUACGCCUCUGCCCGAGAAUAUUGUACUGCCCCCCAGCGCGGCACCCGUGACACGGGCAGAGUUUCGGUUCCCGCUGGUCUCUCCUCGCCGCCGGUUCCAGUCCAAGAGCGAGACAAAGGAGUAUGAUUCUGACGAGUGCGCGACGCCGCGGAGGGUGUCUGCGCCUUCGCCUAGCCGCACCAUGCGGGCCACAUCGCGCGAGGCAGAAAAGUUGGGGUGUGGCCGAGUGCAUGAAGAUCAAGGGCCUGUGGUCGUCGAAAAGGACAAGCCUAAGGACCAGCAGGUCAUCACGAUCAAUACCAUCAAGCCUGCGGCGUCUCCGCCGGCGAAGUCAUCGACAAACCAUGCUCAGAGCCCCAAAAACGACGAGGGCAGCAAUACUCCUGCCGCUGCGCAAAAGGGACACGGCCGUCCCCGAGCCCGAUACGCCAGAGGUAGGGGAGGAGGCCGUCGCGGAGGACGGACCGGCACAACACGCGGUCCGGUCGAGGGAAGCUCAGCUCUGCCAGUGCCCACAAAGGGCCGUCGGUAGUCAGGAAGUCAAUGUGCAAGCGGCGCGUUGCAACCAGCUAGUAUCGGGAUAUUCA